AUGGCCUCGUCGGGCCAGUUGUCGCCAGAGAUGGCGGCCGAGAACAAAGGCCCUGGGAUCCUGGCUGCGUGCUACACUGUCGAGGCCAUCGCCAGCUUCUUCGUUGCUGCCCGCCUGUUUGUGCGCGGCCGGAUGAUGGGCAAGUGGCAGCUCGACGACUGGCUUAUAAUUGUCUCUAUGCUAUUCGGCUGGAUCGCCGUCGCCUUCACAACUGCUGCCGUCGCCACCGGGAGUGGUAAGCACUUCGAGGUGCUGACGGAGAGCCAACAUUCUAAAGCAGUAUUUUGGACCGUCAUGGGCUUCGGCCCUGGUGUCAUGUCGUUCGGCAUACCGAAGCUCGCUGUCGUCGCCUUUCUUACACAUAUAAUGAACCCGAGCAGGAUCCACCGUAUUGUCAUGUGGGGGAUGGCAUCGCUAUGCGUUUUUAACUUGUUCCUUUGUGUUGUCUUUCAUUUUGCCCAAUGCACACCGGCAGCGUCGCAAUGGGACUUCUCACUCGAGAGAAAGUGUUGGAGUCCAUGGAUCUUGAUAUGGUGGGCCACGUGGUCUGGCUAUUUCUCUGCUUUCCUCGAUUUAUACCUGGCCGUGUACCCGUCGAUCGUUCUUUACAAGCUCCAGAUGAACCGCAAGAAGAAGGUCGCCCUUUGCGGUGCCCUGGGGAUCGGUUCAAUAGCCACCGUCGUCGCGGUAUACAAAACAACUAGACUACCCUCAUUAGCAAGCGGGGACUUCACCUAUUCAACAUCCGACCUCGUCGUCUUCACCAUCGCCGAGGGCGGCACCAUCAUAAUAGCAGCCUGCAUCCCGGUCCUGCAGCCCCUCCUCGAGAUGCUCACAGGCAAGCGCGGCUGGAUGAGCAGCGACAGGACGUCCGGAGGCCGGCCCUACCACCAGCAGCAGUACGGCGGCCGCGGCGGCCAGAGCUACAUGGCGGAGAAGUCGGUGCGGUCCGACUUCGAGCCGCGGCGCAAGCAGCGGCGCCUGGACGACGACGACGACGACGACCUCCUCAUGACGAGCUUGGAGAUCGAGAGGGCCCAGGGGAAGGACGGGUUCUGGACGGCGGGCCAGCCGCCCGUGCCGCGGAGGGCGGCCCUGCCGAGCACGCCCUCGCGGGCGUCCUCGAGGACGAGCAUCCGGGCCCAUCCGAAGGCGGCGUGUCCUGCACGUGGAAUUUUCAGCCGGCCUCGCAGGAGUGAGGAUACGACGGCUAUCCCGCCGGUCAUCACGAAGACGCACAGUAUCAGGGUCGAGUAUGAGCCCUACACGGGCAAGUCAGGGUCGUGGCCUCUUCCACAGGAUUCGUUUCCGAUUGGCGAUGAUGCAGGCCGUGAUGGUUCAUAG
Molecule: messenger RNA, 1344 nt
Organism: Diaporthe citri
Lineage: Eukaryota; Fungi; Ascomycota; Sordariomycetes; Diaporthales; Diaporthaceae
Exons: 5
Coding region: 1-1344 (447 amino acids)
Source: RefSeq, a predicted model, not a curated record